CAGUGAUUGAUCACGCCAUGGUUCAAUUCGUUGCUAAUAAGAUUGCAGAAUGGUCGCUGUCAACAGGUGUUGAUGAGGCGACGCUGAAAUUGGCGAUUUGCUUGUUUGCUUCGUUUCCUCUCAACGCCAUCUUGAAGAGGUUCCCAGAUCGGGACGUUACGUUGAAGAACUGCUAUGUCGUGACGAUCUCCAUGAUUUACCUGUUUGUGAUCUGUGACCUGUAUAGCGGGUUCCGUACGCUGUUUAUCAGUUCUUGCUUCACCUUCUUCAUCACCCGUUAUUUGAAUUCUAACCUGAUGCCUCUGAUCAACUUCACGUUCGUCAUGGGUCAUCUUGCACUGAACCAUCUGUCCUUACAAUUUUUCCAAGACUACGACUCCACUAAGAUCGACAUCACAGGUGCUCAGAUGGUGCUUGUGAUGAAACUUUCUGCAUUCGGUUGGAACGUUCAUGACGGAAGACAACCAGAGUCUGAAUUAACACCGGCUCAGAAGUACAGAGCUGUUAAGGAGCAUCCUUCGUUUCUAAGCUUUAUGAGUUUUGCCUUCUUCUAUCCUUCGUUGCUAACCGGUCCUUCUUUCGAAUUCGUCGAUUAUCAACAAUGGCUGAACUCAGAAAUGUUCUCCGACUUACCGGAAAGUAAGAAGCCAGGUAAGAAGAGGAAAAGAGCAAUUCCAAAGUCAGGUAAAGUUGCCUUCUACAGAGUCUGUCAAGCAAUUGGAUGGCUUCUAAUCUGGCAAAAGUCCAAUGGCUAUGUUCAGAUGUCCUACUUGUUUGAGAAGGAUUUCUUGUCGCAGAAUUUUGUCUCUAAAGUUUGGUAUCUGUACGUGCUCGGAUUCUCCUACAGAUUGAAAUACUACGCUGCCUGGACCAUCUCUGAAGCAUCAUGUAUCGUCUGUGGGUUGGGCUACAACGGAUAUGACCAUGAGACAAAGACAAUCUUAUGGAAUAGAGUACAGAAUAUCGACAUUUGGGGAGUUGAAUCCGCUCAAAAUAUACACGUUGUGCUUUCAGCAUGGAACCAGAACACGAACAAAUGGUUGAAAAAUUAUGUCUAUCUAAGAACCGUUAAAAAGGGUAAGAAACCAGGGUUUAGAAGCACGCUGGCUACUUUCCUCACUUCUGCAUUCUGGCAUGGCACGAGACCAGGUUAUUACUUGGCCUUUGCCACGGGUGCCAUCGUUCAAACUUGUAACAGAAUGUAUAGACGUAACUUGAGACCAAUGUUCCUUGAAGCCGAUGGAAUCACUCCAAAGGAAAACAAAUUCUGGUAUGAUGUUGCAUCCUACAUUGCUACACAGGCUGCGCUGUCUUAUAUGGUUCAACCGUUUAUGAUCCUCGACUUUAAGAAAUCCCUUUACGUCUGGGGCACCGUCUAUUACUAUGUCCACAUCAUUAUGGCUUUGACAAUUUUUGCAUUUGCAGGACCUUUCAAGAUGCAAAUCAAAGCUUACUUACAGAAGCAUGUUCCUGUGCAGAAGGAAUCAGUGACUCAAAUCAUCAAGGAAAAGGCAGAGAACGAAUCUCAAGAUGACGUCCACCUGGGUAUUCCGGAGGCUAACUUUGAUGAUCCUGACUUCGUGAACAAACUUGCAAAGGAGCUCGAAGAUAUCAAACAGGAUAUGAAGGAUUGGCAAGACUGCAAUGGUCCUGAACUUGAAGAGGAGAACUUGAGAAGGGCCUUUGCUAAGCUCUAG
Williopsis jadinii is the source of this 1697-nucleotide messenger RNA. It is a transcript of the gene ALE1, whose product is annotated as lysophospholipid acyltransferase. NCBI's taxonomy places the organism in Eukaryota, Fungi, Ascomycota, Saccharomycetes, Phaffomycetales, Wickerhamomycetaceae. Gene Ontology annotation, biological process: glycerophospholipid biosynthetic process; lipid modification. Gene Ontology annotation, cellular component: membrane; endoplasmic reticulum. The coding region runs from base 18 to 1697 and encodes 559 amino acids. The transcript has 2 exons. The record is from RefSeq and is a predicted model, not a curated record. Gene Ontology annotation, molecular function: 1-acylglycerol-3-phosphate O-acyltransferase activity; 1-acylglycerophosphocholine O-acyltransferase activity.